Molecule: messenger RNA, 882 nt
Organism: Leptidea sinapis
Lineage: Eukaryota; Metazoa; Arthropoda; Insecta; Lepidoptera; Pieridae
Product: trypsin CFT-1-like
Exons: 4
Coding region: 106-873 (255 amino acids)
Biological process (GO): proteolysis
Molecular function (GO): serine-type endopeptidase activity
Source: RefSeq, a predicted model, not a curated record
UAUCUAUUUGCACUCAUACUUUUUUUUGUUUCGAACUCCGAUAAGUUGCACGUUACAGCUAUUGCUUACUUAAAUAUAUUAUACAGUACUAGAUAGGCAAGCACUAUGGAUGGUUUGAUGUUCGUUAUCCUUAUAUAUAGCACGGUAUCAGCUCUACCUCAAACAAAAAUACAAGAUGGAACACCCAUUAGUGAUAUCUCAGCAUUUCCAUUUGCAGCUGCUCUACUGCGUUCAAACGACACGAAAAACUUCGUGCAAGCAUGUGUCGGGUCAAUUAUAAGCAAGAGAUCUAUUCUUACAUCAGUAAACUGCUUCUACAAAGACAAACCGGAGAAUUGGCGCGUUAGAGUUGGUUCGAAUUUGGCGAGUUCGGGAGGCGUAGUACAUGAAAUAGAAAGCUUCUUAAAACAUCCAGAUUUUGAUAUUACCGAGAGUGACAAUGAUGUUGGGAUCAUGAGACUUUCUACUGCUAUCGUAUAUGGAAAAAAUGUUCAACCGGUUAAUAUAGUUAGAACCAAUUAUAAUGUAGAAGCUGGUGAACCUGUGUCUAUAAUCGGUUGGGGAAGUAAUGCUUAUAAAGAACCGCAUUCAGAAGAGUUACGAAAAGGAGAUCUUGUUAUUAUAAAUCAAGACAUCUGCAGAUCAAACUAUAAUAUAAUUGCAAUGACAGUAACACAAAAUAUGAUAUGUGCUGCACCUAGUAAGGAAGACGGUGUAGAUUUCUGUGACGGUGAUGUUGGAGCACCAUUGCUGCAUAACAAUACCUUAGUUGGUAUUGCGUCUUUUCGUGAUCCAACAUGUGGACGGCAAGAGUAUCCGGGCAUAUAUACCCGAAUCGCAAAAUAUAGUCAAUGGAUUAAGAAAAAUAAAUAAUUGAAAAGA